AUGGGCUUUCCUUUCUCUGGUAUCAUCAGAAAGGCAUCAUUUGCUGCAAACCGAGCAGCUUCGAAAACUGCAGACAUGCCAAAAGGAUAUCUUGCAGUAUAUGUUGGAGAAAAACAAAAGCGGUGCGUAAUUCCCGUAUCAUACUUGAACCAACCAUCAUUUCAAGACUUGUUGAGCCAAGCUAAGGAAGAGUUUGGAUAUGAUCAUCCCAUGGGUGGCCUCACUAUUCCUUGUACCGAAGAUGUCUUCCAAAAUAUAACGUCUCGCUUUAAUGGGCUAUGA
Messenger RNA from Lathyrus sativus (Indian pea), 282 nucleotides. NCBI's taxonomy places the organism in Eukaryota, Viridiplantae, Streptophyta, Magnoliopsida, Fabales, Fabaceae. The record is from the annotation of a GenBank genome assembly.